This is a messenger RNA of Haemonchus placei, 306 nucleotides long. The record is from the annotation of a GenBank genome assembly. NCBI's taxonomy places the organism in Eukaryota, Metazoa, Nematoda, Chromadorea, Rhabditida, Trichostrongylidae.
AUGAGGACGCCGGAUAUAGAGAAACAGCGGAAACGACUGAUGUUUGGGUUGGGAAUUCUCUCAAUUCCGGGUCACAUGAACGUUACCGAAGUCGAAGAAGUUCAACCAGAUGAAUAUGUCUAUAUUCUACCACUGAUUGUUAUUCUCGGAUUAAGUGGUAAUGUCAUCAGUUUAGUGACGAUAUUCCAUUCACGGCUACGGCAUGUGGUUGGCGUGACAGUACUCAUAAGCUCCACAAACAGCAGUAAGGAGAUAAGGAAGGUCUUAUUAGGAGAGGUAAGGGUAUCGCAAAGUGCAAAUAUGUAG